Messenger RNA from Anthostomella pinea, 576 nucleotides. Lineage: Eukaryota; Fungi; Ascomycota; Sordariomycetes; Xylariales; Xylariaceae. The record is from the annotation of a GenBank genome assembly.
AUGGGACCCCAGGAGCCCUUCCACAAGUUCCUCGACGCGUACCGCUACCAGCUGGCCAACUCGGAUCUCGCCAGGAGGAACUACGGGCACCAGGCGCUUGGAUACGCGGUCCGGACGCAGACGGAAGGGCGGGACGCCACAGUUAUGAAGCCGCCGCAGGUGGCUGCCGCCGAGUUUAGGUCGCUCGUGCAAGAGAGAGGCGACGACUACGACACCGCAGCCGUGCAAGCCGAAGCCGUCAAGCGAGCCAAAGCCGCCGCUCUCGACGACGAUGGCAAGGGGCCCACGUUCCCCUAUUCCAAGCCCAUCCUCGGCUACGCCCUGCAAUGCGUCUCCGAGCUCGGCAGCGAAGCGAGCUGCGUGGCCAACUGCGGUACGCCGCCGAGCACCUCCACCCGACCUGGCGGGCUCUUCUGCCCGCGCAACGACAUGGCCAUGGACGCCGACUGCGACUGGACGCGCGUGGCGCCUUCCUGCGGCAACGCUGCCGCCGGGUACGCGCGGCUCAACGUCGUCGACGGCCAGAAGAAGAUGUGGGAGGCACCGUGGACGCGGGACCGGGUCGGAGUACUGUGA